AUGGCGGUUGUUAUCUCUGACUAUUUUGGUGACAUCUUCAAGUCCAAUGGAAACACAAACUUCUCUGCAAUUGCUGGUAUCCUCUCCUGUAAAGUGACAGAAGAGAUGAACUCUUCAUUGACAACCAUACCGAGUGAUUCGGAAAUAAGGCAAGCGGCUAUGUCGAUAAAUGGUGGUAAAGAUCCCGGAUCUGAUGGUAAUUCAGCAAAAUUCUACCACUCCUAUUGGCAUAUCGUGGGAGACGAUUUUAUACAAGACGUUAGACAAUUCUUCACAGAAGAUCACCUGCAUCCGCAGCAGAACGAGACUCAUAUAAGACUCAUUCCCAAGAUACUGUCUCGAAGAUUGAAACUGUUGUUGCCAACGCUUAUCUCGAAAUCUCAAUCAGCUUUCGUGGCUGGGAGACCGAUAGGAGAUAACGUUUUUAUCACUCACGAGACUCUGCACUUUCUCAGAACCUCAGAGGCCAAGAAGUACUGUUCCAUGGCAGUGAAGAUCGACAUGAGUAAGGCUUACGAUCGGCUAGAGUGGGGCUUCAUCGAGUCUGUUCUUUCACACUUGGGCUUCGCAGAGAGAUGGAUUACAUGGGUAAUGAAAUGCAUUGAUUCUGUCCCGUACUCCUUUCUGAUAAAUGGAUCUCCUCAGGGUCUUGUAAAGCCUUCUCGUGGAAUACGACAAGGAGAUCCCCUCUCCCCUUAUAUCUUCAUCCUUUGUACGGAAGUGCUCUCUGCUCUUUGCGAGAAAGCUCAGAUGAACGGUUUCUUUUCUGGAAUAAGGGUCUCUCGCCACAGCCCCUCGGUGAAUCAUCUGUUGUUCACCGACGAUACUAUGUUCUUCUGCAAGUCAAACGCCACCAGUGUCUCCACCAUCUCGGCUAUCCUUCAACAGUACGAGUCGCUGUCUGCACAUAAGAUCAACAUCCUCAAAUCCUCUAUCACCUUUUUGGCCAAAAAUCCUCCAGAAGGUAAAGCCAGGGUCAAGCAAGCUCUGGCUGUUGAGGCGGAAGGUGGGAUUGGGAAGUAUCUCGUUCUUCCCGAGAACUUUGGACGAAAGAAAAGAGAUAUUUUUGCGGCUAUUGUUGAUCGUAUUCGCCAUAAAGCCUUCAGCUGGACAUCUAGAUUUCUGUCGAGGGCAAGGAAACAAAUUCAAUCUAUUCUCACUCGGUUCUGGUGGGACGCUAACCCGAACAAGAAAAAGAUGUGUUGGGUAGCGUGGGCUACUCUAACACAACCUAAAUAUGCUGUAGGACUCGGGUUUAGGGACAUCGAAACCUUCAACGAUUCCCUCUUGGCAAAGAUUGGUUGGCGUCUGAUCUCUGACCCAGAUUCAUUCGUCGCUAGAGUUUUACUCGGAAAAUACACUUGGAGGUCUUCCUCCAUGGAUUGUUCUGCUCUUUCGACAGCUUCUCAUGGCUGGAGAAGUAUACUCGUGGGAAGGGAAUUUCUCAGGAAAGGAUUGAGAUGGACAGUGGGUAAUGGAGAAGCCAUACGGGUCUGGAGUGACCCGUGGAUAAGUUGUCAAACACCUACUGUCCCCUUUGGGCCACCUACUCUCUCGGAUUCAAACCUUAGGGAUUCACUCUCCUGGCUCCCCGAGAAGUUAGGAGUCUACUCUACUCGCUCUGGUUAUGGUGUUGGAAUGAAAGCUGCUGAUAGCUCUCCUUAUACUCAAUCUGUGACCUCCAAGAUUAAAGAUUUCUUGUGGAGGAUCGCCAAGAAGGCCAUUCUAGUAAGUGCUAAUCUAGCUAGCAGAGGUGUUACUUCCUUCCCAUGCAAAUCUUGCUGUGGAGUUGAAGAUGAUCUACACGUCUUUCUCCUCUGUCCUAUCGCAAGUGUGGGAGCUUGCUCUGGUGGUCUCGAGACCGUCUGCGCUUUUACCUUCAUCCCGUGGGCUAAUCUCCUCUUGUUUGAGUCUCAUGAACCUCCCUUAACAGGUAUCUCGGUGCCUUUGUGGCCUUGGAUCCUAUGGGGUUUAUGGAAAGCAUGCAACAAAAUAUGCUUUGAGGACCACACCUUCAUUUCUAUGGAGAUCAUUACAAAAGCUAUUUCUGAUGCUCGAGAAUGGCAGAACUACCAAGACCCUAAGGAAACAAGCACUCAACGUUCUCCUGGUCAAACCCGUCCUGCUCCAAUUGUACGUGAUGAUACGUCUAUUCCUACCUGUUAUAUUGAUGCAGCUUGGGACGCCCGGUCCGGUUUUUGCGGCCUGGGAGAUCUCUUCUCUGGAUCGCCUGCUCUGUCUCGCCUUCCCCAACUCUCCGAAUCAGGAAACAUGUCUCCUCUGCAUUAA
Messenger RNA from Brassica oleracea var. oleracea, 2289 nucleotides. RefSeq lists its product as uncharacterized. Bases 1 to 2289 code for a protein of 762 amino acids. The transcript has 5 exons. NCBI's taxonomy places the organism in Eukaryota, Viridiplantae, Streptophyta, Magnoliopsida, Brassicales, Brassicaceae. The record is from RefSeq and is a predicted model, not a curated record.